AAAACAUAGAAUCAAGGUACAUAAUAUGUCUCAAGAGCCAUUUAAAUACAUUGUUUUAAUGUAUCAGGAGAUAAAUACAGUAAGUCAUCAUUUUGUCAUAGUUUAUACAUUUAGAAAAUACUUGUUGCUUUAGAUAGAUAAGAACUUUAUUGUCUAUUUUUGCUUUAAACAAACUCAAAUGUAAUCAUUUAUUUUUCCGGUUCAAACAAUAAAACAUGAAAUCCAGUUGUGCUGUUUUAGGAUUGUGUCAUUUAAGGUAAAGUUGUCACCAAAAAAAAUCAUUUUGUUUUUAACAAAACUGAUUCAUCUCAGAUCAAGGAAUGAUGAUAAAAGAUAAAUAUAUCUAUUUUACAGACACAGUGAGGUGAAAUGAUCAAGUACAGUAGUGUGUUUAGAUUAUAUACUAAAUAAAACACACAGUAAGUGUAGAGAGUAAACGCACCUAGUAUGUUGUUGUAACAUGAGACGAGCCUGUUGAAAAUGAGUCAGCUAAACCCGGCAGGCCUUGAGCCCAGCACAGACGCACACACUGGGCGUUUGUUUGUGUGUCUCCGAGUGUGUAUCUGUGUGUGUUUGGGUGUGUUUGUGUUUGUCUGUGUGUGUGUGUGUGUGACAGAUUCCUGUGGACUCCACCCUGCUGCACUUCACUGUUCCAGGAAAAGCUCCUCUCUCUCUCUCUCUCUCUCUCUCUCUCUCUCUCUCUCUCUCUCUGCUGCUUCACAUCCACAGCUCACCACCCAGCAGCACACACACAUGAGGACGGACUGACAGGCUGCUGAACAAGUUCAACCUUGUACCCGGACUCUGCUGCACUUUAGAGGGUUUUCUGUACACGGAGAGAGGGCGUGACUGAGAGCGGAAAAAAAAACCAAAAAAAAAAACCCUCUCAGCCUCAUUUUGACGCACGGAAUAAAGACGAGCAGGUUUCCUCCGACGUCGCUGUCUCUUAAAUCGGUGACAUGUCCAGGUCAGACUACCCUCCAGGGUAUGACGACUCCAGGGGCCCGCUGUACCCGCCUCAGGGUGGGAAUUACCCAGCACCCCCUGCGUAUGGCUUCCCAUCCUAUGGUGGUCCGCAGCCAGGUCAGCCCCCUGCUCCCUACCCCACCGGUCCAAACACCCCCCUGUACCCAGGCCAGCCUGGAGGCUAUGCUCCUGGCCCAUAUCAAGGACAGCCUCACCCUGCUGGGCACCCAGGGGGGCGCUACCCCAACCCCCCGCCUAUGCCCCCUGUCAUGCCACCCACCAUCCCAUCAGACAUCCUGAGCUCUGGUGAUGAUUUUGCGGCGAGCGAUGGCGGUUGGGACAGUAUGAGCAUUCGACACGCCUUCAUCAGGAAGGUGUACAUGAUUUUGGCGGCUCAGCUCCUCCUCACCACAUCCAUCGUGGCAGUAUUCACAUUUGUCGAGCCUGUCCGAUAUUUCGUACAGAGAAACCAAGCCAUCUACUGGGCGUCAUAUGCUGUGUACUUCAUUACCCACAUGGUGCUGGUCUGCUGUAAGGGCCCCCGGAGGAAGUUUCCAUGGAACGUCAUUCUGCUGCUCAUCUUUACUUUGGCUUUGUCCUACAUGACUGGAAGCAUUUCUAGUUUUUACGACACAAAGGCAGUGUUUCUCGCUCUGGGCAUCACUGCUGUCGUCUGCAUCGCUGUCACCGUCUUCUGCUUCCAGACAAAGGUGGAUUUCACAAAGUGCCAGGGCUUUUUCUGUGUGCUCGGGAUCGUAGUUUUUGUGACGGGCAUCAUUACAACCAUCGUGCUUUCCUUCAAUAUAUGCUGUGGCUUCACAUGCUGUAUGCAGCAAUAGGAGCCAUAGCCUUCACCAUGUUCCUAGCGUACCACACACAGCUGCUGAUAGGAAACAGGAAGCACUCUAUCAGUCCGGAGGAGUACGUCUUCGCCGCCCUCUCCAUCUACGUCGACAUCGUCCAGAUCUUCAUCUUCCUGCUUCAAAUUAUCGGUUCUUCGACCAAAUAAGUCUACCAAAGACACAAUGACCAACUGCGGUCGACCGGGUGCAGAAUCAUUACCUUUAAAAAAAAAAAUGAAAAAAAAAAAAAAGCUUUGCUUUGUUGUGGAUAA
Molecule: messenger RNA, 2080 nt
Organism: Labrus bergylta (ballan wrasse)
Lineage: Eukaryota; Metazoa; Chordata; Actinopteri; Labriformes; Labridae
Product: protein lifeguard 3
Biological process (GO): negative regulation of apoptotic signaling pathway
Cellular component (GO): endoplasmic reticulum; Golgi apparatus
Source: RefSeq, a predicted model, not a curated record